Molecule: messenger RNA, 1268 nt
Organism: Abrus precatorius (Indian licorice)
Lineage: Eukaryota; Viridiplantae; Streptophyta; Magnoliopsida; Fabales; Fabaceae
Product: F-box protein PP2-A15-like
Exons: 3
Coding region: 119-1024 (301 amino acids)
Molecular function (GO): protein binding
Source: RefSeq, a predicted model, not a curated record
ACAUUUCAUGCAACAACACCACCACUGAGGCAAUUUCACUGCCACACGCUCUUAUUCUUCUCAUUUUCUUCUGGUUUGGACGUUGGUGCGUGCCAUGAGGUGGUGAAGAAGAAAGAGCAUGGGGGCGUCGCUGUCGAACCUAAGCACCAACGGUUCGAGCCUCGGUCCUAGCCUCGGGGACAUACCUGAGGCUUGUGUGGCCUGCGUUUUCCUCUACCUGACGCCGCCGGAGAUUUGCAACCUCGCGCGCCUCAACCGCGCGUUUCGAGGCGCUGCUUCGUCGGAUUCCGUUUGGGAAGCAAAGUUGCCGCGUAACUACCAAGAUCUGCUGGAUCUGGUGCCGCCGGAGCGCCACCAGAAUCUCUCGAAGAAGGACAUUUUCGCGCUCUUAUCGAGGCCGUUACCCUUCCACGACGGCCAUAAGGUGGGUGGUGCUCUUCAGGAAGUGUGGCUGGACAGGGUCACGGGAAGAGUUUGCAUGUCAAUUUCGGCGAAGGCGAUGGCGAUUACUGGGAUUGAUGAUCGGAGAUACUGGAAUUGGAUUCCUACUGAAGAAUCUAGGUUUCACACCGUGGCAUAUUUGCAGCAAAUCUGGUGGUUUGAAGUGGAUGGGGAGGUAACAUUUCCAUUUCCUGCUGAUAUUUAUACUAUCUUCUUUAGGCUUCACGUUGGACGGUUUUCCAAAAGGCUUGGACGACGUGUAUGCAAUUAUGAACACACCCAUGGUUGGGAUAUAAAACCUGUGAAAUUUGAGUUGACCACUUCAGAUAGUCAGCAUGCGUCUUGUGAAUGCUGUUUGGAUGAAACUGAGCUUGAUGAUACAUAUGGCUACCGUAAGCGUGGAUACUGGGUGGAUUACAAAGUGGGUGAGUUUAUUGUCAGUGGAUCUGAGCCAACAACACAAGUUAGGUUUUCCAUGAAACAGAUUGAUUGUACACAUUCUAAAGGUGGACUUUGUGUAGAUUCUGUAUUUAUUUUACCUAAUGAUUUGAGAGCGCGCAAGAGAAGAGGCAUUUUGAAAUAGCCAUAAAAGAAUAGGAAGCUUUUUUUUUUUCCAUGUAAGCUUGUUUUUUAAGUGAUUUAGAUAUCCCAUAAUACUUUAUUGGGAUCUAUCAUACAGCUUGUACUUACUGAACAAAGUUGAAAAUUUGGAGAAUGUCAUAUUUUGGAGGGUUUUUUUUGUGUGUAUUUUUUUUGGCUGUAGGUGAGUAUCCCAUAUAUCUAUGUAAUAAUAAUAACAAUAAUAAUAAUAAUAAUUUCUUUGUAUU